Messenger RNA from Aspergillus udagawae, 1446 nucleotides. Its product is annotated as fungal specific transcription factor domain-containing protein. The record is from RefSeq and is a predicted model, not a curated record. Bases 1 to 1446 code for a protein of 481 amino acids. Lineage: Eukaryota; Fungi; Ascomycota; Eurotiomycetes; Eurotiales; Aspergillaceae. The transcript is spliced from 4 exons.
AUGGCUGACCAGACACAGUGUGACAGUGGACGGCCUUGUGCACGGUGUUUCGAAGAUGGAGUCGAAUGCAUUGUUGACGAAGGUAGUGAUCUACGACGAAAAGGGGCUCUCAAGCGCAAGGCAGCAAUGAUGGAACAAGACCAAGAGCUUCUAAUCCAGCUCGUGAGCGCUCUUCGCGGUAGCAAUGAACGCCAUGUCUCUCACCUCGUGAAUAUGAUUCGGAGUCAUGCUUCACUACAAGAAAUUCGCGAGUAUAUAACGGACCAUCUGAAACUGGGUACAAUCGAAGACACGUCCGAGGUGCAGGGGCUCCGGCGUCAGAUUCGUCUUCUUCUUGACUUGGAAGGGCCAGCGUUUGAGUCACGGAAGACACAGCGGGUCGCUCACUCUCGUUCUUUCAACGUUCCCGCGAAGCCAUGGACGGUGAUCCAGUGCAGCAGUGCCACGUGUACAUUCGGUGACAACCACCUAGCUCGAGUGUAUGAGGGUCGAAUAGUGAACGCGUUACGCAACUUCCCCUCUUCUAACCCGUCUGCUUCGCCAAAACCCAGCGGGGAUGAGCAACAGUAUGACAAUGUUUGUAACAUAGCGAUUUGGGGGGUGUACAAUAUUCUUUUGGCAAAUCUGCUCACAUACCAGCGCCGGUCGCUGAUUGGGAUUCCACAACGUGCGCGGCCGCUCGUGCUCCACGUUGAAGGUCUCGCGGGCGAGCACUGGGCUCCAUAUCCGAAUUCCCAGCCAGCUACUACAAGCCAUGAAUCAUGCUUGAGCAAUUGCAUUUGCGACUUGACUGUGAUUGUCAAUGACAUAUGCCGAUUGCUCUCCCGAGACCGGAAAGAUCUAUCACCCGAGCCUGUAAAUCAAAGUGUUGAAGCCUCGUUGAAGCGCCUUGAAGCUUGGAAGGCCCAUGUACCGUCCUGCAUGCGACCGAGUGAUACCGAGAGGUCUUCCCCGCAGGUCCUCGGCACCCACAUAUACUACCACACAAUCAUGAUCACACUGUACGGCCUUUCGCAAAAGUCCUCGGCAAGUGUACGAAUGCGCAAUACUAGUGCCCCCUCGAAUGCAAGAGCCCGAGCCAUGCGCCUUGAAGCGGCGCGGGAAGUCGCUCGGCUAGUUGAACUUCGUCGACGAUUAUGGGGUUUGGACCGUAUUUCUGCGCCCCUCAACCAGUGGGUAACGAUCUCGCUGCUCACUCUGCUUGAGGACCUGUCUACAUCAGAGAGCAAAGAGGCGUUUGUCAGUCUUUGUGUUGCGCUGCGUGUAUCGGCUCGGCGAUGGGAGCAUUCGAAGGGUCUCCUCCGGCUCACGCAGCAUCUCGCAUUUCAGUCACGUUUGACUUUACCCCCGGAAACCAUUCCACUAUACAGGGACUUUCAAGAUUUGAAAUGGGGCCCGGAGGACGAUGAGAAAUUCGGUGCACUGGCUCAAAGCUUUUGGAUGUGA